UGAACUCGCAGGGUUUUGUGGUCUAGUGUCGUUUUAGAAAGCAUGAAAAUGACAGUGUUUCAUGUUUUUUUUUUGGUUUUGGUGAUGUGGGCGGUCCACAGCCAUGGCAGGGCUUAUCAAACUGAGAGUAUUAUAUACAACAAUACUCAGCUGCCUUAUAAAGAAAAUAUGAAUGCUGAAACUGUAAUCAACAGCAAAUUGAAGCAUUUUGAUUAUUUUUACUUGGUCUUUCGGUGGCCAAAAUCAUUCUGCACCAGCGGCACAGUUUCAUGUUGGCCGCAGAUACCUGACCGAUUCAUUGUGCACGGUCUAUGGCCGCAAAAUACUAGUGGUGGACUCAUUGAUUGCAAAGGAGCUAAAAAUACUGCUCCCUUUAACUUUCCAAAGCUGGAACACUACGAAGAUGGACAUCUCGUGCACAAGUUGAAUGAUUUUUGGCCGAACCUAAUAAUAAAUAAACCAAAUUAUAACUAUUGGAAACAGGAAUUUGAAAAGCAUGGCUCUUGCUUCUUCCCAACACAAGAGCAGUAUUUCGAAUCAACUGCUUGGAUGGUGGAUCAAAUUCCAGGGCUGACUCCAAAGCUUGAAAGUGAAGGCAUUUGCCCUGGUACAUCUCAUUUGUAUAAGGAUCUCCAACAAAAGAUUAUUAAAGCCACUGGAUUCAUCCCGAAGCUGGAAUGCUACCAAAGAAAUGGAAGUAAUCGAUUGUUCCGGAUAUACUUCUGUUUCGACAAAUCCAAAUUUCUGUAUAAUUGCAGUGAUAGUAAGUUAACGCCAAACAAUAUUAAGUGUGGGUAUGGGAAGGUCAAAAUCAAACUUCCUUAGCCACAUCGUCCUCGGCAUGGACCCUAAACUAGUAUAAGGUCAACAAUGCCAGUGGAAAUUUGGAAGUUAUUGCUGUUAGUUGAUGCAGUCCUCUUGCUCCUUUGUUUAAUUGUUGGUGUCUUCUUAUUAUGAAUAAUGUAUCUGUAACCGAAGGCAAAACAGUGGCUUAUGAUUGUUCGUACUUGGUCGUGCAGUGGCCAAUGUCAUUCUGCAACAUCAGUCCUCUUGCUCCUUUGUUUAAUUUGUUGGUGUCUCUGGUUGUACUCUUUUCGUACUUUUGAUUUGCUUCUCAUCAAUAAUAUUUGCCUUGAGUUUUUCAUUAUUAA
This is a messenger RNA of Quercus robur (English oak), 1151 nucleotides long. Its product is annotated as ribonuclease S-7-like. Gene Ontology annotation, biological process: RNA catabolic process. Gene Ontology annotation, molecular function: RNA binding; ribonuclease T2 activity. Bases 43 to 825 code for a protein of 260 amino acids. The transcript has 3 exons. The record is from RefSeq and is a predicted model, not a curated record. Lineage: Eukaryota; Viridiplantae; Streptophyta; Magnoliopsida; Fagales; Fagaceae. Gene Ontology annotation, cellular component: extracellular region.